CGGGGGCCGGGCGAAGUCACUGUAAGCUCGAGCUUGUGGUCACCUGGAAGCCGCUCAAGGACGCGUGGGUGGUCCCCGGACCCCACGUUGGGAAACCCUCCCUGCCACAGCCCUCCAAGCUCCUGCAGCUCCAACUUCACGAGAAGAGGAUCUCUCCUUGUCAGUGCCUGCAGCAGACGAGGCUGAGCCCGGGUCGACUUUGAAGACAGCGGAUGCGUAAAGGUGGAGCAGACCGAGCGUGAAAAUACCAGAAGGAAGGGAAAAAAGAAAAAAAGACACAAACCACAGGUGUGUCGGAUGAAAGGACAGGUAAGCGGCAUCCACGGGGAAUGUAUUAGUGUUACACCUUGCAUUCAUUCCUUGAUGAGCUGGUGGAAGUGAACAAUAGGAGGCAUAUUUCAUGAAUGGGGAGUAUGAUAACAAGGUCACCUCUGCUCCACUUGUACGCUUGGCGAGUUUUAAGUGCGCUCACUGUGACUGCUUGUUCGAAGCGGCCCUCAUUUAUGUCAUCGGGCCAUUAGGAACCGACUUGGCCCGGCGGCGCAGCUCGGAUAAUAAGGCUUCUGUGAUGGAGUGGCGAGAGCAGUCCUCUGUCAGCUGCGACGAAGCCUACUUGGAGGCGCAGAGAUGGAUUGAGGCUGUAACCAAGAAAAAAUUUGGGAGUAACGACUUCCGAUCAGCGCUGGAGAAUGGCGUUCUGUUCUGUGAUCUGAUCAACAAGAUCAAGCCUGGUAUUAUCAAGAGGGUUAACAGGCUGCCCACGCCUAUUGCUGGACUGGACAACCUUAACGUCUUCCUCAGGGCUUGCGGGAAGCUUGGACUAAAAGAAGCGCAGCUCUUUCACCCCGGAGAUCUUCAGGACUUAUCCACAAGAGUUACAGUCAAGCAUCAAGAGACUGAUAGGAGGCUGAAAAAUGUACUAAUCACCAUUUACUGGCUUGGUAGAAGAGCUCAUUGUGACCGUUUGUAUGAUGGGCCUUACCUGAACUUCAAGGCAUUUGAGGGAUUGUUGGGCACAGCGCUAUACAAGGCUCUGCAGGAAUCGUCCAGUCAGAAAGGCAGCAACGUCAGAGACAGCGGUUUUGGAGAUAGCUGGUACUCAGAGCGAGAGGAGCUCUACCAACUGAGAGGAGGAGGAGGAGGAGGAGGAGGAGGCGGCGGCAGACACAGGAGAGACGACUCCCUGGACAGUUUGGACUCUUUGGGCUCUCGACCUCACAGCAUCUCCUCCGACACCACUCUUAAAGGCAGCAGCGAGGGUUGUUGCAGUGACACUGAGGCGGACUCUGUCUUCAGGAUGGCUGAGAACAAGGACGCUCUCAGCUACCGCCGGUCGGCAGCCAUCACACCCAAGGCCCCGUCCCGGUUUAACCAGUUUCUGCCCACUAAAGACAAACCUACAGGCUACGUGCCCGCUCCGCUGAGGAAGAAACGGGCUGAACGAAAUGAGGACAAUCGGCGCAGCUGGGCCAACCCCACAUACACAGAGGACGAAAGCACCCUCACCAGACAGCACCAAAUGCAAGAGAGUAUCGACGGGAGUAAAUCAACAAAUGAUAUCCACGUCGACCCCACCAUCAUCCGGCAGGCUCGCUACGAAGAGCUGCAGAAGUAUCGUGAGCAGAUAAAAGAGAGUGAGGAUAAGUGGCAGGAUGACCUGAACAAAUGGAAGAACCGGCGCAGGAGUGUCAACUCUGAUAUAGUGAAGAAGAAAGAGGAACGAGAGAAGAUAGAGCAGAUUACCUACGGCAGUAACAGAAGGUCCAAGACCUUAAAAGAGAUGCAAGAAGAGAGAGAAGAUAAAAGAAAAAACAGCAUUGGCAGUCGUCUUGGAUCUCUCUCUUACCUGGACAACGACGAGGACGUUUUUGAGAGACCGGUCAUUCUCCCUCGUACCCGAACCCUUCCCACCAGGAGCUACACUAUCGACACUCCUUACUGUUCCUCUGAACCCUCUGAGCCUUCUCUGAAAGAGGACAAGCCCCCCGCUGCUUCCCCAGCUACUGGCAGGGCCGCCUCCCCUCCCACCUCACACGACGUUGACGUUGCGGACAGUCCUACGGGCAGCGACACCACGACCACCAUCACUCCCAGCAUCAUUCCCCUGAGCCGCAGGUCUCUCCACAGCUCCCAGGCUCCUGCAGCUGCACCUUUACAGAGCAGUUUAGUCUCAGAACGCACCAGAACAGCCAAGACAGAGGAGACCCCACCAAUCGUCUCCUCUUCCAGUUUCUUACAAAAGGCGACCAGGCCAAGGCGCCAAUUGUCGGGAUCGCAGACUGAGGCAGAGGCCCCCUCCGCUGGUUUUCUGCACAAACAACAACCACAGCUCAGCUCAAUGGAACCCAAGCCUCCAGGGGUGUCUCGGGUUUCCGCCUCUCUCCCCAGGAGCUACCAGAGAUCGGAUAGCGCACGUCUAACCUCAGUUGUCACACCAAGGCCUUUCGGGACCCAGCCCUCCCGCAUCACCUCCCUUCCCAGAGUCUUUACAAUGGACGACUCCCACAAGCGUGCCAACGGAGACGUCGAUGUUUCGAAGAGGUCAUCUGUGCCGAACCGAUAUCACCACUUCCUGACCUCUGAGGACGAGGCUCACUCCGGCUCGGCCCACAGCAGUGGAGAUGAGGAGGAGGAGUGGGAGAAGACCGCAGCGAAGAGCAUCACCUCAGCUCAGAGAGCCUCUCCCGUCCCUCCUCUGGUCAAGGGCGAAGCUCCAUUCAAUCCUUCUGCAGCCGAAGACACCAGCCAGGAGAACUACUGUGAGAUGCGGAUCAACCUGAACCAGAAGCCCAACAGCAGCCGAGACUUUGGCCUCCAGGCAGCCUGGGACUCAACUGGAGCUCGCGUCACAUCCAUCCAGCCAGGCAGCCCAGCUGAGAUGUGCCAGCUUCAGUCCGGAGACGAGGUGCUGACAGUGAACAGGCACCAGGUGGCAGAAAUGAGCUACACGGACUGGAAGUCCUGCAUGGAGGAGGCUCUGCAGGAGGGCAGUCUGGUCAUGGAUAUUCGCCGUCAUGGCAAGAACAACUGGGACAGAGAUCAACCUUCCCUGCCAUUUAAAAGCCAUAAGACCAUCAAUCUGACCAGUACGGAUCAUCCGAUACUUCCAGGUUCCCCUGACGCAAACACUGCAAACUCCACCCUGGAUUUCACUUCACGCAUUUCCAUGGAAACGCUGCUGUCCAAGGAGGCCCCCACCAACCCAGUCAUUGACGUGGCUUCAAACGGAGUCAACGGAGGUUUCCGUGAGGAGUCAGUGACCAUGAGGAACAAAGAGUCAGAACCCAUAUCUUUGAAAAACUUAAAACGGAGGUCAGAGUUUUUUGAAAAAGGCGGCUCGGGGUCCAGUGUCAGUGCGCUGGUCUACCUCUGUGGAGGAUCAGAGUCUGCAUUGCCUGAUAUACCUGUUCCUUCAAUCACUCCCUCCUCCAGCCGCUGGUCUUGGGACCCAGAAGAGGAGCGCAGAAGACAAGAAAAAUGGCAGAAGGAACAGGAGCGCCUCCUACAGGAGAAAUAUAAGCGUGACCAGGAGAAAUUGCAGGAGGAGUGGCUGAAGGCUCAGCAUGAGAUUACCAAGAGUGAGGACCAACAAGAGCCCGGGAGCCUGGAGGUGAAAAGCCACAGCCUCAGCCCACACUCAUCACGCUUUCCAGUCAAUCAGCCCACUUCUUCUCUGUGGGGAGAGGAAGAGAGAAAGACGAAGGAGGAACAGGAGCGCCAAAGGCAGGAGGAGGAAAAGAGAAAGAGGGAAGAGGAAGAGCGAGAGCUGCAGCGUCUCCGGGAGGAGAGACAGAGGAAAGAAAGGCAGGAGGUAGAGGAGAGGAAAAGGAGGGAGGACGAAGAGCUGAGAUGGCAGAGGAAGAGAGAGGAGGAGAGGGAGGAGGAGGAGAGGAGGCGGCAGGAAGCCGCAGAGCAGCAGCGCCGAGAGCGGGAGAGAGCCUUCCUGCAGCAGCAACAGCAGCAGCAGCAUUGGGCUGGUGGCUCCCAUGGCUUUGCCAAUGUCCAGCCUCCACUGUCCUUUACAGACAGGGGAAAAUCCAAAUCAUCUUCCCAGCUUGACGAAUCAGAAAAACCUCAGAAGAAAGGAGUGUAUGUGCAGCUGGGGGGCACGGCUCACUGGCUGCGGGAGGAGCAGCUGAGGAGUGCGCUUGACAAGCAGGCCCAGAGUCAGAGGAAUGCGUCAGAGCUGGAGAUGGAGAGGAGAAGCAUCCUCAAUGCCAUGAGAUACAGAGAGCCAGAGAGAGUGACAGCCGGUGGAGUGGAUGAGAAGAGGGGUCAGCAGCCCCUGUCACAGGCUGAGGCGGAGCGGCAGCAGAUCCUGAAUGAGAUGAAGAAGAAAAAUCCACUACUGACGGACAGCAGCUGGAUUCGCCAGGGCUCAUCCAACAUCGCCGCCAACAAGGAGAGUGACGUGCCCCGAAUGCGCAGAGGCAAGUCUCUUGACAACUUGGAUGUUUCCUUCAACUCCUGGCGCUCAUCGUGGACACCCAGAAGCAACUCUUAUGUCCAAAACUACACUCGGCCUCACUCUGCCCUCCCCGGCAGCACUUCCUUUUACAGUGGCGGCUCCGGGGCCCAGCAGCCCGCUUCCUCCACUUUGCCCUACUCCUACUCCAUGGGCUCCCAAAGAGGUGGGGCAGGAACCCCCUCCUCCCCCUGGUUCCGGCAGACACCUUCCCCCUCACCCUCCUCUCCAUCACCCACCACCUCUCCAGAGCCCACCGCUGAGGCAGGCGCCCCUCAGCAGCAGAGCAGGUCAGUGAGUGGCAAGAAAAUCUGUACGUUCUGUGACAACCCGCUGGGAAAGGGGGCAGCCAUGAUCAUCGAGUCCCUCGGGCUCUGUUAUCAUUUGGGCUGUUUUAAGUGUAUUGACUGUAAGUCUGACCUCGGAGGAUCGGAAGCCGGGGCUGAAGUCAGAAUACGAAACAAACAGCUCUACUGUAACUCCUGCUACAUGCGAUUCAAAACUGGCCAGCCAACCGCUAUGUGAUGUGACCGUACUCCAGCGGAUUGAUGAAGAGACUACUUGUGACAACAACCCAUUAACAUUGAAGUGAACAUUGAAGCCAUUGCAAAUAGUUGGGACAUGUGGCUUGAAUAUACUUCCAUAUAAGACUCUAGAAAAUUCCAUUUUACUCAUUGAUGAGAAUCAUGUUUGUGUUUUUACAGUGUGUGAUUGAGAGGGUAAGCUUGCAAAGAAGUUAUCUACUUUAAUGUGUUUAUAUCGUAUUAAGUAUUACAGUUGUACAAAGUGUAAGGGUUCUGCAUGCACCAGAGUUUUUAAACGUUUUAGCCAUGAAACUAGUCAAGCAAUGAACUGACUAUAAGAUUACAGAGGCAGAGCUUUCUUGUGACCUUCACUGGGACAGAUUUUAGAGAUGUCGACUGAGAACCCUGCUGGAUCAUCUUCUCACUUUCCUGCUUGUUUUUCUGCUGAAUCUUGGGAAGUUAACAUGUUUGUCAACCAAGGUAUUUCUUGUCAUGUGUAUGUGCCUUUUCAUUUGUAACAGGGAGAAGUACUUAAGAUUAUUAGAAUUCUUUCAAAAUAUAUUUAAAAAAAAAACGUCUGCUUGGAUAGCAGUUGUCUUGAGUUAUCACUGAUAGAUGGAGGAUUGUACACAUAAGCAGGUUUCCAAGAAUAUAUAUCCUACUGAUUGGCUUUGAGGCAAACAGUAACAUUUGUAAAUAAAAUGA
Messenger RNA from Xiphias gladius (swordfish), 5694 nucleotides. It is a transcript of the gene lmo7a, whose product is annotated as LIM domain 7a. The transcript is spliced from 31 exons. Gene Ontology annotation, molecular function: protein binding. The coding region runs from base 401 to 4990 and encodes 1529 amino acids. Gene Ontology annotation, biological process: regulation of signaling; regulation of cell adhesion. Lineage: Eukaryota; Metazoa; Chordata; Actinopteri; Istiophoriformes; Xiphiidae. The record is from RefSeq and is a predicted model, not a curated record.